CCACAUGUGCUACGUCCUGUUGGCGGGACGGUCACGAGCCCACCCCCAUGAUAAUAUUGAUAUGCACUUCGAAGUUCGAAGUUUGCGCCCCCUUGCACACAAUGGGCAGCAUUGUACAUUUGAUUGUCUGCAUUGCAAAUUUUGGGCGCAGGGGCUUGAAUUCAAGAGCAGGCGAUAUGUGACCGGCGCUGUCGUCCUUACAGGUGCUCUCUGAAGAGACAGGCUUCUCGUUGCAAUGGACAGCGACGCUGACAUUGAGCUGCCCGCAGACUGGCAGGAGGGAGUGGCCACAUUCUUGGCUGCAUUUGCUGAGACAGAAGCCCCGUCCCUGGACCAGCUCCUGCCCUCCAAGCCGGAGCCUGACGGUCACCCGGCAUUCCUGCCUGUCCCAGCGGACACCUUCGCAGCAGCUGCCGAUGGGCACUUUGAUGCUGCGUCACUGACACUGCCCGCAGAAGUUGCCUGCCCAUAUCUCAAAACUUCGUCGCCCACAUCGUCGGCGUCAAUGUUUGGGGAGGGCGUCGCCACGCCAAGCUCCCUCGAACUUCCAGGGGAUUCAGGCGGCUCUCGGACACGAACAGCAAGCAGUAGCCUGGAGUCGGACAAGAUGAAGGGGCGGAUCAACAAGGCUGCGGCUCUGGCGGAUGUCAAGAAACAGAAGCUGAGGGAAAAGAACCGGAGGGCGCAGCAGACGUACAGAAACAAGCAGAAGAAAGUGAUACAGAGCAUCAGUUCCAGCCUGGAGGAACUGAACCUGCGGGUGCAGCAACUGGAGCAGGAGAAACUAGACUUAGAGACCCGCAACAAGAUGUUGAGGAAAGUAUGGAGGUCCACCUCGGAACUGCUGUCGCCCCCACUGGACGCAGAGGGCAAGGCAAUGGAAGGUGCAUCAGAUGAAUCUGGCUUUGAGGCGGUGCGCCACUUCUAUACUCUCGUCCUUCCGGAAGAGGCUCAUAAAAUUACGACAGGAUACUUUAGCGACAUCACUGUCGACGACUUUGUGCGAUUCUGGAAGGUGUACACUGGCAAGCUGCGGGGCUUCCUGGAGGACGGGGCGGACGACCCCGAGUCCCUGGCGUACAGGCAGCUGGAGGAGCUUAUUCUGGCGCAGCGGAGCCACUCGUUGCCCUUUGUCCCGGACGACCCCCGCUUCGCUGCGCUGGCCACCGCUGCCUGGGGGCAAAUCAAGGAAGAAGCGACUGAGGUGCCUACACGGGAAUAUUGGGCGAAGGUGCUGCGCGCACUGGGCCUGAGCGGCGAGCAGCAGCAGGCGGUGCUAGCGAUCCACUGCCAGCUGGUGGCGCGCUGCGAAGAGCUGCUGCAGGAGCGCCGCGAUAUCCUCGCCUCCCUGCAAAGCUCGCUGCCCACGUACUCCAAGACGCUGCUCGAGAACCCGGGCCUCGUGUACGCCUCCCACGAGGCCAAGCGGCUCGCGCUGAACCUGGAGCACGAGAAGCGCGCCGUGCUGGCGUGCAAGCGGGACUUCCGAUGCGCGAUCCUGACGCCGCUCCAGGAGGCGCGUGGCAUCGUGGCGUCGUGUCCGCACGCGAUGGACGUCCGCGCGCUCUGCGAGCUGGUCGCCGAGGACGAGGCCGGCCUGGAAGACCAUGGCUAGUGCGUGCUGUGACAUCUGUAUCCAUACGGAUUGCCAUUUGCUUGUCUUUCUUAUUUUUGCACGCAGAGGUUCGCAACUCACUUCGACCGAGUGCUCGUUCGAAGUGCAUUAAAUAUGUAAGUGGCUCAAGGAUAGGUUUGAUCGUCCCAAAUUGUAAGUAUCUGCCACCCUUAAUCUUCAGUAGCGACAGCGGAAGGAGGCAUUGCAAUCUCAAGUAGAGUGCUCUAAGUGCGAGAACUAGUAUUGGGAACGAUACUUUUCGGGCUUCGGCUGGACUGUUCCUAAGCCGCACUCAAGAUUCGGCACAGGACACCCAUCCUGGGGACUGAUCGAUCAUAAGACUUGUGAGUCAGCCCAACUUUUGAAGAUAACCGUUCAGCCUCGAGCAAGUACACGGGAUUGGUUUGAACAGAACAGACUCCGCUACAUCAGUUUGGCUGGACCUUGGCAUGUAUUUUUAAAUGAGUGCAUAAGAGCACUCAAUCUGGUCGAUUGAAAAAGGGUCUUGCCAGCA
Klebsormidium nitens is the source of this 2129-nucleotide messenger RNA. NCBI's taxonomy places the organism in Eukaryota, Viridiplantae, Streptophyta, Klebsormidiophyceae, Klebsormidiales, Klebsormidiaceae. The record is from the annotation of a GenBank genome assembly.